Sparassis crispa is the source of this 462-nucleotide messenger RNA. RefSeq lists its product as hypothetical. Lineage: Eukaryota; Fungi; Basidiomycota; Agaricomycetes; Polyporales; Sparassidaceae. The transcript has 3 exons. The record is from RefSeq and is a predicted model, not a curated record. The coding region runs from base 1 to 462 and encodes 153 amino acids.
AUGCCUCCGAGAGCACAACCGAAAACAUACAUCCUAUUGCUCAAGACACACAAACUUACGGUCUUCCUCACCGCACCUAUAACGGCCACAAUUGAAUCUCUGAAAGCUGAGGCACUGACAGCCCUGCAAUCCAGUGUUAUCGAUGCGAAACUCUCUAACCCAGAUGGCAUGGAUGUAGACGAGGAGCCGGUUCCCAAGGUGGGAGGCGUGAAGGACUUCGAGCUCAGCAAGAGCAUUAGAGAGAGGGGACGUCCGACCGGGAGGUAUGAGGUGCUGAACCCAGAGGCGAUCGUGCAAAGUGUGCUGGUAAACUGGGAACCAGUCUUUGUGCAAUUCAAGGACGAAAAUGGUCAGCUAUUGCCUGUCAAAGUCGUGAUGCCUUCGUUAUUCGAUGAAGAGGACGAAGCGGAAAUAGCAGCUGCGCGCAAGGGGAAGCGGAAGGCUGCUCCAGAGUCAGCAUAG